AAUUUGAAAUUUCCUUCUAUCAAGGUGAUUGGUUGAUUUUAGAAAAACGAAUGGAAUAAUCAUAGAGCAAUAUGGCUGCUGAAUUUAGAUGUGGUGGGCUAUUAUUCACUUCAAAAUUUGAUUCCGGAAAUCUGGCUGGCGUUGAAAAAGUUGAACGCUCGGAUAGCGACAGUGACGGAGCACCUAAUGAUCCUUAUGGAAUCAGAGUUAUCCCAGAUUAUGAGUUCAACGUCUGGACAAAACCGGAUUGCGGCGGAACACCGUAUGAGAAUGGAAACCGUUCAUGGUUUUAUUUUGGUAUUCGGGGAAAUACUCCAAAUAAAGUGAUAAAAAUAAAUAUUGUGAAUUUAAAUAGACAAGGGAAGUUAUACAGUCAAGGAAUGUCUCCUAUGGUGAAAGUCUUACCCUCAAAACCAAAAUGGGAGAGAAUACGUGACAGAGCAACAUACCAAAUGGUUGAUGGACAAUUUACAUUAUCAUUUACUUAUAGAUUCUCAGACCAUAAAGGCGGGACAACUUAUUUUGCAUUCUGUUUUCCAUGGUCUUAUGCAGAAAGCCAAGACCAACUCGAAAAAUUAGACGAAACCUUUCCUGGCUGUGCUGAAAUACGACCAGGACAACUUCCCGAUAGUGCUGUAUACUACCACCGAGAAGUUGCUUGUUUCUCUCUAGACAAAAGAAAAAUUGACGUUCUGACGAUAACAUCAUGUAAGGGAAUGUUAUCAGAGCGUGAACCGCGACUUGAGAAUCUUUUUCCCGAUAAAAGCGUCCCUCGGCCUCAUAAAUUUUCAAAUAAACGAGUUUACUAUGUGAGCAGUCGUGUGCAUCCUGGUGAGACGCCUGCUAGUUUUGUUUUUAACGGUUUUCUCGAGUUUGCUCUUCGAGAAAACGACGCUCGUGCACAAGUUCUGCGAGACAGAUAUGUUAUAAAGAUGAUUCCUAUGUUGAACCCUGAUGGUGUGUAUCGAGGACAUUAUCGAACUGAUCAAAGGGGGGUGAAUUUAAAUCGACUUUACCUGAUGCCAGAUUUUAGAGACCAUCCUUCAAUUUAUGCCACACGUUCUUUAUUAUUAUUUUAUCAUCACUAUUACCAAUAUAAGGAUCAAAAUAACAACAAAACCAUGACAAAUCAAAAUGGAAAUGGUGACACUGCAGAAAAUAGCAAUGACUCGGAUGUUUCAGAAAAACAAAUUAGCAGUGACUCAUCAGAAACUGAAAUUGGGAAACAAAAAUCUAAAGACAGUAUAAUGUCGAUGUGUUUCGGAAAGAGAAAGGACUCAAUAAAAGAAGCAAAAUUUGUUCCUUUUCAAGGAGAUUAUUUAGGCAUACCACCACGAGAAAGUGGGAUUGCGUUUUAUGUAGAUUUACACGGUCAUGCCUCGAAAAGAGGAUGCUUUAUUUAUGGAAACCACUUAGAAAUUGAAGAGGACCAAGUAGAUAAUUUACUUUUUCCUAAACUAAUUUCCCUAAACAGUGCUCAUUUUGAUUUCAAUGGAUGCAAUUUUACGGAACGCAACAUGUAUCUUAAAGAUAAGCGAGAUGGAAUGUCCAAAGAAGGAUCAGGCCGAGUUGCGAUUUUCAAAACAACUGGGAUUAUACAUAGUUAUACUUUGGAGUGUAAUUAUAACACAGGUAGAACUGUGAAUUGUAUUGCUUCGACUGUGCCUAAUGGAAAAGCUACGCCUCCUCCCCCAGCUGGUUUCCCGCCUAAAUAUACACCAGAAAUUUUUGAAGGCGUUGGACGUGCAAUGGCGAUUGCUGCAUUGGAUUUUUAUGGCUGCAAUCCAUGGUCAAGGUUAAAGCAUUCCGAGUUUACAUCGCUUGAAAAUUUAAGAAAUUGGAUGACUAGAUACGUUAGGAGCUCGCGAGGAAACCCGAUACUGCCAAGAAAAAUGACUACAAGAAUCCCAAUUACCAACUCUAACCUUUCAACCAACAUAAAUUCUAACGGCACAACAAAUGGCACUGCUAGACCAGCAAAUAAUAGGUUUUCUGGAAGUUCAGAUUCAAGGAAAAAUGCAGUUUCAACAUACAGAAAUGGUCCGAAUAGUAACGGAAGUUCCAAUGGAUCAAAUGGUACAAAAAGAGUUGUGGCCACAACUAAAAAUCAGCUUUCCCCAUUCAAAUCAAUGUCUACUCCAUCUGUAAGCAAUAUCCCGGGAACAAAUCGGUUCACAAAUCGCCAGAAAACGUUAAUCCGAGUUACCGUGAAUAAUAAUGGAAGAACUGUAAAAACCACUCAAGAACAACCAACACAUAUAAAAUCAUCAAAAUCAUUACAGCCUUGUCAAAAAAGCAAAAUGACGCAAGAAACUCCAGUCACACUGUCUUUUACCACAAUGAAUGCUGGUUUAAAAAAUUCUAUAAUACCCAGUCCUGCAGCUUUGCCAAACGUUAUCGAAAGCCUCGGACCUGAAAUCGAUGAGCGACUUCUGAUCUGUUUGAGGGCACUAGAGAGCCCUAGUUUUCCACACUCCGUAGAUGGAUCAACUAUGCUGCCAUAUACUCCUCCGAAUCUGAAUUCAUCAUUACAAAAUGGACAUUUGGCGUCUAUGACCCCCCCUUUACAUCAUCGCAGCUUACCUCAACAUAUUAGGAACGACAGUAUUAUACAAAGUCUUACACAAGAAUACAAUAUGAACAAUUUGGAACUGCCAGCUGGUGACACUAGAGGGCUGAACCACUACGCAAAACAAGCAAAUUAUCUGCUAGGUAGAGCACAAAAUUUUGGACACGUUGGGGCUCAAAAACAGAACCUGUCUCAAAAUAAACAACAAUACCCAAGGCUACGAGAAUCAGGCUUCAUUAGCCCGCAAGUUUGUAAACCUCCUUCUUUUAUAGGAAGAGGGAAGAGUGCUUUGUCAAUGGAAGCCCCAAUGAGUCAUGUUGCGAGCAACAAAAUUACACCUACGAGUUCCGAUCGUAUUACUUUAUCUACCGGUAACAUCCCUUCUUCGAGCUCUUUUCAUAAUAAUGGCCAAGUUGCGCAACCAGUGGUUCUGACUAUAGAUGGCGCUGAAAAACAUCUACCUCUUACUGUUACUCGUAAACCGAUCAUUCAUCCGAAAGAUGAAAACGCAAAUUUUAUGCUAAAAAUGAACGGCGAUGUAUAUAACCCCACAACACGGCCCCCGAUUGUACAUUUCAAACCAAACGGAGGUUUAUUGCCAGAAAAAAUCGGAGAUGAGAGAUUACAAAAAACUCCUACUCCGAGUAAACGAGUCAGCAAGCUAAGACAACCGAGAAAAAUAGGAUCGGGAAAGCGUGAAGUCACUCGCCGAGGGAGUGGUUCUCAACUCAGCGCAAAAUCAGGGAUAGAUAAGGAAAUGCGAUAUCUGAGAACACCUAAAUCUGGCAGAAAUUCUCGUAAUGGAAACAUUACUGGUCCAAUGCUUUCAGGUGAAGCAGUACAACUUACUCCUCGAGUGCAGAAAACUGUCAUUGACGAUAGUAUCGAUAGUUCAAGAGUCAUUCCGACAAUGUUCACUGAUGCGGAAAGUUUAUCUCAAAUGAACAUAAACACAACUUCACCAACUGCGAUUAACGCUAGCAUAAUGAUGAUGAACUGCAGUCCGAAAGGAGAUGAAGUUUGACCUUCAACUUUUAUAAUGACCUUCAUUUCCAGGAAGUUAAUUUUCAAACUUCAUUCGACCUUUGACCCAAGGGUAUAGAAGUAAAAAAGAGCAAAGUGUUAAAUUUUUCAUAUAGUCUGUAUUGUGUUUGUUCUUCAUGCAUAUUAUUCCACUGAUAUAUUCGUACGCCACUGUGUCUUUUAUCAAUGAUUUUAUGGAAAUUCAUUAUAUUUAGCUGUUUUCUUGACAGUAUAGUCUUGAAAUGUUUCUAGUCUUGUGUCAACCGCUUUCCAAUGAUAUUUCUAUGACCCUAUUCACAAUCUAAUUAACCUACAUGAAGUUCUUUCCAUGUCGGUGAUGGCUUGAAGAUCUUUUAUUAUUAAUAUUUUUCCCAGUUUUAGAUGAAGGGGCCUGAGACCUUGUUAUGAGCAAAUUUGCAGAAAAAGUAAUAUAAUUAUUUGGAAACGGCUGUCUUGUUGUCUCUUUUAAAUUC
Styela clava is the source of this 4065-nucleotide messenger RNA. Its product is annotated as cytosolic carboxypeptidase-like protein 5. NCBI's taxonomy places the organism in Eukaryota, Metazoa, Chordata, Ascidiacea, Stolidobranchia, Styelidae. Gene Ontology annotation, biological process: protein deglutamylation; proteolysis. The record is from RefSeq and is a predicted model, not a curated record. Gene Ontology annotation, molecular function: metallocarboxypeptidase activity; zinc ion binding.